CGUCAUGACGUCUUCAAAACAUGGCGUCGUGGCGGUAGCGAACCUUACCAAGUGGUACACCAAACGAGACCGCUUGUAAAAGCGGUAAAGUACAGAAUUUUGAAUUUCUGUGCAACUUUCAUAACCACAAAAUAUGGCCGCAAACAUGUACAGAGUCGGAGACUAUGUCUUCUUUGAAACAUCAUCGACAGCACCUUAUCAGAUUCGACGGAUCGAGGAACUUGUUAAGACACCCAGUGGUAACGUAGAAGCGAAGGUGAUGUGCUACUAUCGACGACGGGACAUUUCAGGCUCCCUUAUGGCUGAGAAACAGCAGAGUGCGUUUGUGGGAUCUCUCGAAGAAGAACAGGAACGGGAAGCAGACGUGCUGACAGAGAAAGAACGUCAUCAGUUAAAACAUCGUGAGCUGUUCCUUUCACGCCAAGUGGAAACGCUCCCUGCGACCCACAUUCGCGGCAAAUGCUCCGUUACUUUGCUCAACGAGACUGAAUCUCUGCUUUCGUAUCUAAACAAAGACGACUCCUUUUUCUAUUCGCUAGUGUAUGACCCGCAACAGAAAACUCUUUUAGCCGAUCGCGGGGAGAUACGCGUGGGCUCUCGCUACCAGGCCGAGGUGCCGCCCUGGACGGGAGAACCGGCGUGUCCCCGCGAUUCGGCAGACUUAGAGGUGCUGAUGUACACACCGAGCCAUGUCUUAAGUGACCGGCAGUUAGACCAGUUUCUGAUUGUGUGUCGGUCCGUGGGAACCUUUGCGCGAGCCUUAGACUGUUCGAGCUCUGUGAAGCAGCCAAGUUUGCACAUGAGCGCUGCGGCGGCAUCACGCGACGUAACUCUGUUACAUGCCAUGGAAGCUUUGCACCGACACGCGUACGAUAUUGCGGAAGCCGUGUCGAGCCUCGUGCCUCCCGGUGGCCCCGUUCUCUGCCGCGACGAGAUGGAGGAGUGGUCGGCGUCGGAGGCUAAUCUCUUUGAGGAGGCUCUGGAGAAGUACGGCAAGGAUUUUGGAGACAUCCGCCAAGAUUUCCUGCCCUGGAAGAGCCUCAAGAACAUUGUAGAGUACUAUUACAUGUGGAAGACGACGGACCGGUACGUUCAGCAGAAGCGAGUCAAGGCUGUGGAAGCGGAGAGCAAGCUGAAGCAGGUCUAUAUUCCAAACUACAAUAACAAGUCUGGUACUACCCUCGGAGGCCCAGAAAAUGCCACCACAAGUGGACGCCCUUGCGAGAGUUGCUACACAAUGAGCUCAACACAGUGGUACGCUUGGGGCCCGGCCCACAUGCAAUGCCGGCUGUGCUUCUCCUGCUGGACUUACUGGAAGAAGUUUGGAGGACUGAAAUAUCCCACACGUUUGGAAUCAGCUGAUUUAAUGACGUCGUCGGAGCGGUUGACGCCUGGUGGUGUUGUAGGGCCAGCAUCACACAGGCCGCACCGCUGCACCAUCACAGGUUGUGGCAAGGAGUUCAAGCUUAAGGCCCACCUGGCGCGGCACUGUGCUACUGCGCACGGGUUGGCAUUACGAGCAGGAAGUCCACGUCCGGUGGUGAAGACACGAGCCGCAUUUUAUCUCUGUACUACACCCUUGACACGGGCCACUCGGCGUAUGUGUGGGCGAUCUGUACUUAGACCCCGACAUGCAGCCCGAAACCCAUUCCAGCCCAUCAACGUCAUUGCCAUCAAGCAGGAGUGUGAGUGUCCCCAAAAGGACAGCGCCGAGGACUGUGGUACUGCCACAAAGAUUGAAGGUCAGAACAGACUGGUUCCAGAUGCUGUGCCACAGUGGAAAGGGAAACCCAGAGACAGGGGAUUGGUGGUGGACAUCUCACACCGACUCGGAACUCCAAACCUCCCACGACCAGAGUGGUUGCACCCAACGCCACGAGACCAGAUUGUGCAGCCUCAACGGCAGGCUUUCCCACCACCGCCAAGAGGGGACGACGGCAGACUCCUGCUUCCUCCUCCCCGCCUGGACCCCACGCCACCGCCAUACGUGAGGCCUACCCUGGCCUCGCCGUCAAGUUUACUUCGCAAAAGGCCAUACGACCAUGCCAAUGGGGAAGGCAGCAGCAGUGCAAAGCGCAGGCUGGCCAAGACAGAAGUGUUGGCGCCACCAGUGCCACUCAACGGCCGAGCAAAGGUGGCCACCAUCACUCGCAUCGGAGGCCGCAAACACAUGAUCUCUUGGGUUGAUGCCCCUGACGAUCUCUACUUCAUUGCGACAGAAGCCACCAGACGCAUGCGGAGACAGCUGACCAUACCAGAACUGAGGCGGUCAGCUAGGAGACCCUGUCGCCGGGCCCUCGGUCCCCCGAGGACAGCUUCAUCCUCGGUGACCCCGUCCCUGUCUGGAUCCCCACCACCCACUGCCGAUCCAAUAGUCAUUCUUGACUAAGUUCAUCCCUGGUACCAUGGGGCAAGUCACUGUAACCACUUUUUGUAUUUAUUGGCCUCUGCAAUGGCUAUUAAGAGUAAAAACACAAUCAUUAUUUGAGGUUGCACCUGUGUCGUGGGUUCAUGGGACUCUCUGGCUUGCACUCAAAUGCCUUGCUGAAGCGGUCAAAGUUCUUCAGGGGCAAGUUGAUCCUGUGGGGUGGAUGGUGUUGUAGAUGCUGUAUUUGCUUUUUGAGAUGGAUUUCAUAAGUACAAUAAAUGGAAACAACCACGUUUUCAGCCAUG
Molecule: messenger RNA, 2673 nt
Organism: Ornithodoros turicata
Lineage: Eukaryota; Metazoa; Arthropoda; Arachnida; Ixodida; Argasidae
Product: metastasis-associated protein MTA3-like
Exons: 10
Coding region: 134-2389 (751 amino acids)
Biological process (GO): negative regulation of transcription by RNA polymerase II
Cellular component (GO): NuRD complex; nucleoplasm
Molecular function (GO): histone deacetylase binding; transcription coactivator activity; transcription corepressor activity
Source: RefSeq, a predicted model, not a curated record